This is a messenger RNA of Peromyscus leucopus (white-footed mouse), 615 nucleotides long. RefSeq names its product transmembrane protein 251-like. The coding region runs from base 51 to 542 and encodes 163 amino acids. The transcript has a single exon. Lineage: Eukaryota; Metazoa; Chordata; Mammalia; Rodentia; Cricetidae. The record is from RefSeq and is a predicted model, not a curated record.
CUCCGAGCCGCGCGACCCAGAGGGUUUCUCUUAAGGUGGCUUGUUCUGAAAUGCCAAAGGCACCUGACUAUUCAGAACUGAGUGACUCUUGCACGCUUGCUGGAGGAACAGGAAGAUUUUCGGGACCACUGCACAGCGCAUGGAGAAUAAUGAACUUCCGUCAGCGGAUGGGAUGGACUGGAGUGGGACUGUAUUUGCUAGCAAGUGCAGCAGCAUUUUACUAUGUUUUUGAAAUCAAUGAGACUUACAACAGGCUGGCUUUGGAACACAUUCAGCAGCACCCUGAGGAGCCUCGGGAAGGAACCACAUGGACACACUCCUUGAAAGCUCGGUUACUUUCCCUGCCCUUUUGGUUGUGGACAGUUAUUUUUCUGAUACCAUACCUACAAAUGUUUUUGUUUCUUUAUUCUUGUACAAGAGCUGAUCCCAAAACAGUGGGCUGUUGUAUCAUCGCCAUAUGCUUGGCAGUUAUCUGCAAUCGGCAGCAGGCAUUUGUCAAGGCUUCUAAUCAGAUCAGCAGGCUGCAACUGAUUGACACAUAAAGCCAGUCACCGUUUUUUCCCUUAUGAUUACAAGACUGUGGGCACUACAUGGAGGCUGAUCACAAGACUGAAG